GAAGUUGAUUGGUUUUGAAUGAGUUUUAAUUUCUAUUAUUUCCAAUUUAGAGAGCCUUUAAACUUAAUUUAAAUAUCCCUAAUCAUUGCUUAUUCAGCCACCGCAAUUACCGCAAGUUUAAAUUGAAUAUAAUAUUAAAAAAUUGUUGAAAAUGUCAAAUGAAACAAAUAAAACAUUCUCAAAUCUGGAAACACCUGGUUAUGUUGGAUUUGCCAAUCUGCCUAAUCAGGUACACAGAAAAUCUGUAAAAAAGGGUUUCGAGUUCACCCUUAUGGUGGUCGGGGAAAGUGGACUGGGCAAAUCUACUCUGGUCAACUCUUUGUUCUUGACCGAUUUAUACCCUGAACGAGUAAUCCCUGAUGCUACUGAGAAAACAAACCAGACCGUGAAAUUAGACGCAUCGACGGUCGAGAUAGAAGAGCGCGGCGUGAAGCUGCGUUUGACCGUCGUGGACACGCCCGGCUACGGAGACGCGAUUGAUAACACGGAUUGUUUUCGAUCCAUAAUUCAAUACAUUGACGAGCAGUUCGAAAGAUUUCUUCGAGACGAGAGCGGCCUAAACCGUCGUAACAUUGUGGACAAUCGCAUUCAUUGCUGUUUCUACUUCAUAUCACCGUUUGGACACGGGUUAAAGCCUCUUGAUAUUGAGUUCAUGAAACAGCUGCACAACAAAGUUAACAUCGUACCGGUUAUCGCCAAAGCGGACUGUCUCACUAAGAAAGAAGUUCAGCGACUGAAAUCUAGGGUUAUGGAAGAAAUCGAAAGGGAAGGCAUAAAGAUAUACCCGCUGCCCGAUUGCGACAGUGACGAAGACGAAGAUUACAAAGAACAGGUCCGCCAGCUGAAGGAGGCGGUGCCGUUCGCAGUGUGCGGCGCGGGCCAGCAGCUGGAGGUGCGCGGGCGGCGGGUGCGCGGCCGCCUCUACCCCUGGGGAGUCGUCGAGGUCGAGAACCCUGAGCACUGCGACUUCAUCAAACUCAGGACCAUGCUCAUUACCCACAUGCAGGACCUCCAAGAGGUCACACAGGAAGUUCACUAUGAGAACUAUCGUUCGGAGAGACUCGCCCGCACCGGCCAAGUUCCGAAACGCCACACGUCAACUGAAAGCGGACUUAGUGAGGCGGACUCUGCGCUCACCAAUGGCUCCGCGGAAGACUCCACCGAGCGCGAGCGUGCCCUACGUGAAAAGGAGGCAGAAUUACGUCGCAUGCAAGAGAUGUUGGAGCAGAUGCAGCGGCAAAUGCAAUUGCAGGCCGCCGGUGCUACCACCGCCACCUCAACCACUGCAUAGUGUACGCUAACGGCGCAGUGGGACACACAAAUGUUUCGGCUGCCUGACAUGUGCGACGUGGUCAAUUCCAUACUGCGCGCCAUUCCCUACUGUGCUACUUCCACUUGACUGUACACUAUGACGAUAUCAUUUAAAGUAUGGCAAAUGUUAAAAAUGUCUCAAAAAAAUUUAUUAUGCAAUGACUAGGUACGAGGGGCAUUUUGAAAUUCUUUGGAGUCUCUAUCGAUUUGGUACCUUAAAUAUGACUUUAUUAAAAGCCAUGUCAUGACAUUUUUACAUCAUUUGCGUUGAAACAAGUUUAUCUCCUCGUCAUUUUAAGGAUACUAGAGUAUUAAAAUUUUAUCUCAAAUAAUUAUUUUAUAGAUGUUUUUAUAGAUCGAAUAUUUCUCUCUAUUGUAGUUGUCUAAGAUAAACUAUACGUAAAUUCAAUGAUACAUUUGAAUCUAGCACAUGGCUUGGAAGUUUUUUGGAUUUACUUUGACGAAAUUGAAUUGAUUUUAAAAUAAUAAACAUACCAUAACCUGGUAGACGAAAUAUGUUAUUUAGACAUAUACUGUAAGUUCUUUAUAAGAUCUAAUUAAUAGUGAUCUGAUGUUUGAUUGUAUUCAUUAUUCUCGUGCCAUUGUCGACUUUUUAUUUCGUAUUUAAACUCUUGCAUGAAAUAUUUUCAUUGAUCCCAAUAAUUGUAUGUACUUAAUAAGUAUCUAAACUGUAGUAAGGAGAGCCAAAUCGGAUUAUCUGCGUUUUUUUUUUGUAAAAUAUCCCUUUGCCACAAAUAAUAUUGAUCUGGUCCCACUUUAAAGAAGAAUUAAGCUUAGAAAUACUAUAUAUAUAGCAUUUAUGGCGUUCGCAUCUAAAGGUAAUUUGGUAAAUUAACUUAUACUUAAAAAAAUCAGCAAUGUCACUAGCGUAUUACAGCAUCGCAUAUAUUGCUGUAGACCUCACAUCCCCUUAUUCA
This is a messenger RNA of Bombyx mori (domestic silkworm), 2249 nucleotides long. RefSeq names its product septin (gene Septin1). Gene Ontology annotation, molecular function: molecular adaptor activity; GTP binding; GTPase activity. Gene Ontology annotation, cellular component: cell division site; septin complex; septin ring. Gene Ontology annotation, biological process: cytoskeleton-dependent cytokinesis; regulation of exocytosis; intracellular protein localization. The record is from RefSeq and is marked provisional. Lineage: Eukaryota; Metazoa; Arthropoda; Insecta; Lepidoptera; Bombycidae.